CAUCUCUGCUUUGGACCCGAGCCUACGGACCCGAACCUCAGUUUUGCUCUUCCUCCUGCGCUCGCCGUUGAAAUUUGUUUCGCACUGCUCUCUCUUCUCUCUCUCUCUCGAUCACUUUAUCUCUCUCUCUCUCUCUCUCUCUCUUCCCCUGGUUUCGUUAAUUCUUGAAUUCGAAAACCCUAAAACUUAUCCCUACAGAUUCUGAAGGAGGAAAACAAAAAAGGAAGCUUUCCAAGGGGGAGGUGUCACUAUGUCAGUAAGAAGUGUCUUGUUUGAGCUUGAUUGAAUUCUAGGUUGUUGUAAUGCUCACCAUGUGUUAUGUUAACCUGACCUUUUCGAUUUUGGGGUGGGUGAGAUUGGUUUGCCGCAAUUUUGAUCUCGAAUGCGAUUCGCGAGAUUUCCCAUUAAAUUCUGAAAUUUUUUGCUAGAUUAGCUUAAUUUCUUCAGCUGCCAUGGAGGGUUUGUAGCGGUGAAAUUGGAACUUUUUCAGCUGGUUAUUUUGUGGAAAUCUGUUGAGUAUUCAGAGCAUGUCGGUUGGAGGUAGCUCAUGAGUUCUCGGGGAAAAGAUAUAUAAAAAGUAUUCAUAGAAGCUGAAUCUAUGCCUGGAAACGAAUUUGGGGAGAAGAUCCACAAUUUCUUUGGACAGGAAGGCCUAUCGCAUGACCAGCGCCAGCCUCAGGUGAUUGACGGAAACUGGCCUGGUUUUAGUAAUGGUCUAGUCAGCAACCAGAGGCAGAUAGACCCAUCCCUUAUUGCCAAUCUGAAGAGCUAUAACACACACCAAUCUGUUGAUCCUCAGAGAAGUCAAUCAAAUUCACAGCAUGGAUUGAAUUUUCCUCAGCAGCCUAUAAGGUCCGAGAUCUCAAGAAGUUUGUUGCAAGACCACCAACAACUCACAAAUGGUUACAUGCAUGGGAACCUCGGGUUGCAGACAAUGCCAAAUGGCGCAAAUUUUUUAGGAAUGGAUGUACAAUCUAAUAGGGAUAGGUUACCUGCGAGGGGAUUUACUCCAGAACUUCGUAAAACUCCUAUGAGGUUUGAGAUGGGAGAAUCUCCGGUUAAUUAUGAUUUCUUUGGUGGUCAACAGCAAUUAAACACACAGCUCCCUGGCAUGCUCCAGCCUAUGCCAAGGCCGCAGAUGACAUUCAAUGAUAUGCAACUACUAAAGCAGCAAGUUAUGGUUAGACAAAUGCAUGACUAUCAAAUACAACAACAUCUUCAAAAGCAGCACCUAGAAGCCGGACAGCCCAAUUCUUUGAAUUUAAAUGCAGUCAACAGAAGUCGCUCAAGUGAUAAUCAGUCUCAUCCGUUGAUUAAUGGCAUUCCUUUUCAGGAUGCAUCAAGUAAUGGUUGGCAGCCUGAUCUUAUGACAGGAAAUACAAACUGGAUGCAUCGCGGCAUCUCACCAUCUGUUCAAGGUUCAUCCAGUGGGCUCAUGAUUACCCCUGAGCACGGUCAGGCAAACUUACUGGCGCAACAAUUCGAACCCUCCUUGUACGGUAUGCCCGUUAGUGGGACAAAUGCACCUCAAAAUGCCUUUUCUUCUGUUCAGAUGAACAAGUUAGCUGCGCAGCAUGGUUCUGCAAACAGGAGUUCUCUCACAAAUCAGCCAACUUCAUUUCUGAAUCAAGGUGAUGGACAGGACAGUCAUAUGCUUCCUAGAUCGACAUACCAGGAGAAAGUGUUAUUCUCCCAUACAUCAGUUCCAGAUACAAAUAUCAGGUCCAAUUUUGAAAAUUUCCAGCAAGAUGAUUCCCGCGAGAGGAAUAUUUCAGUGCAGGAGAAAUUUGGUCAGAUGGAGGGUUCUGGUCAAUUAGAAAAAUCAUUUAUGAAAGUGCCUGAAAAUAUAAAUGCAUUGCAGAAGUCGUCAACAUUAGAUCCAACGGAAGAAAAGAUUUUGUUUGGUUCGGAUAGUAAUUUGUGGGAGGCAUUUGGAAACAGCACUGAUAUGAGCUUGACAGGAAAUCUUAUGUCCAGUAGUUCUGACCUUUUUGAUGCAUGCCCCUCUUUGCAGAGUGGGAGUUGGAGUGCUCUUAUGCAAUCUGCUGUUGCAGAAACAUCCAGCGAUGACGCAGGAGUACAUGGAUGGACUAACAGCAAUACUGGCCCACAUACGAAUUCUCAUACUGGUAGUAGAGCCCAGGAUUUGGGUGUAAAGGCUUCAAACGCACUAAGUGAGAGACUCCACAGUGAUUCCACUCGGGCAGCAAUUCAACAUUUGCCUGCGAAGGGAAAUAAAGUUUCAGAUCAUGGCCUACUAGAGAAGCCAAUGGGUCAACUUAGUCAAAUGGCUGGAAAUAUAUUUCAUACUUCAAGUUCUGGUAUUGAUGAACAGAAUAAUUCGCAUUCUAUUCAAAAGAACGAGGGCAUGGAAGAUAGAUUUGGUAUCUGGAAGGCUGCGUCUAAUCAAAAUGUAGCUGCUCAUGUUGAACAUAAGAAUCACUCCACACAUAAUCCACAAAUGCAAAGGGAAAACUAUGGACUUGGCAUUGCUGGUACAGGAAACAAUUCUAGUGCUUUGAGGGAUGUUCAGGGAAAUAUCUCUCAACUGAAAUCUAGAGACGGCAGUCAGAUUCUUGAGUCAUAUGCGAGUAAUAAUACUGGAUCCAAUGAAAUGGUAAAUGCCCGUGAUUUUUCUAUGGUGCCUGGUGGAAGAGACACACAAUCUGGUCAUGUUGGUAGUAGGCCGUCAAUAAGUCGCAAAUUUCAGUAUCAUCCCAUGGGUAAUAUUGAUGUCACUAAUGAGUCUCGUGAUGAUAAAAUUUCUCAUUUGUCACCCACAUUGGAGCAGGUUUCUUUAGGAAACCAAGGGUAUUUUGGGCAGUCAAAGCCUCUUGGUCAGCCGGCUAUGAACAUGCGAACUGACAGGGGACAUGUUUCGCAAAACGAGUUGAAUUGUACAAAUGAGACUUUUAAUGGCAUGGGAUCAGAUAAUUCGCCUAGUACAUCUGCUUCAGCUGACAGAAGUGUUGAUAGGUAUAAUCAAGUGAAGAGUACUUCGUCAAGGCAGACUAUGCUUGAGCUUCUUCACAAGGUGGACCAGUCACCAGAGAAUUCAUCAGAAACAAAUGUUCCUGGUGUUUCAGAAGCGACACCCUCUGCAGACUAUGGUGGUCAGUUCCAGCAUAAUCAGCCAUCUGCUUCUCAGGGGUUUAAUCUUCAGCUGGCACCUCCAUCUCAACUAGCUCCUACACCUGAUAACGUCCAGUUUUCUCGGAAUUCUUUGCAGCCAUUAAAUUCAUUUCAUACUGGCCCUGAAAAAGGAGGAACAAGUCAAUCAAGGUUUGCUCCGUGGGCGUCUAAUCAAUCUUUUCCUCAGCAAUCCACUCAUCAAGGACCAUUUCCUGGAAUCCUAGGAGGAUCCAACAUGACCUCUGGUUUCCCUUAUUCCAGAGGAUAUCACCAAAAUCAACAGAUGCCUGUUCCUACUCGACAGUCAGCUGCUAAUUAUCCACUCAAUUCAUCGUCUGAGCUGUCUACCCCUCAAGUGAAAGAAAGAGAUGAACGUAGUGACUUUGAUCAACGUGCACAAACACCUUCCCUGAUAAAUCGUACGACCCACAACACAAAAGGAGAUUUAGCCGAAGGAUUUCCGAUGCUGUCUGCUUCUCAGCCUCUGGUUGCAUCCAGUUCGCCUCAGCAAAGUUCAUCUUCUGGUAUUUCAGCUCCGCAACAUCGGUUUUGGAACCAGUCAUUUAAGCCUCAGUCAGAUGUUUUACGGCCGCAUACAUUGCCUAGCAACAACAUAGCAGUUAGCUUCUCAAGGCAGGAGAACGCAAAUCAAUUGUCCUCCCAAACUGGAGGAAACGUUUCAUUAAGUGGGAGGGACAUGGUGAAUAUGCAUGAGUUACAGAGUAAAGAUACAGGUGCAAAACAAACUUCUGAUGUUGGUCCGAUGUUCUCCAGUAUGGUGCAGAGCAAUCAUCAAUCCUUUGACCGCUCUCUUCCAAAGGAAAGCUUACCUCACGAUGACCAAAUGGCUGUAAGUGGGGAGAGCGGUUCACCCAAGAUGACUGUGGAGAGAGUUGGCAAUAGUGCUAGUGAUACUCAAAAGGUAGCUUUCGGGGAACAACAAUCACCUUCAAUGUCUGAUGGUUUAGUUAGAGAUGGAUAUAGUCACAAAACGAACCAUAUGCCUCAUUUUGGCCAAACUGUUUCUCAGAGUUUCUCCACUAAGAAUUAUCCAGCCUCGGCUGGAGCAGAUCAUCAACAAAUCAGUCCUCAGAUGGCUCCAUCCUGGUAUAGUCAAUAUGAUACUUUCAAGAAUGGACUGGUGCAACCCGUGAAUGGUAUAGGGCGAUCAACUCCCUUGAAGAUAGGAGAACAAGCGUCUAAUGUUGGGAUUGCGGUUGAUGGUACACAUUCUAUUCAAUUAUCAAAGCAAUUUAAUACGCAGCAAAUGUCAGGCUCUGCACCAGGAUUGGAGACUCCCUCAUCUGAAUCAUUGCUUCAGAGUGCUACUGACAAGUUUUUAAACGUUGAUAAGCCAAAGAAGCGUAAAACUGCCACAUCAGAAUUAUUAUCCUGGAAUAAAAAAGUCAUGCAGGAUCCCCAGAGGCUUAAGACGCUCAGUGAGAACGAGACUAACUGGGCCAGAACAACUAAUCGAUUGGCUGAAAAGGUGGAUUUUGAGACUUUACUUGAGGAUGGCCCACCAAUCAGAUCAAAGAGAAGGCUUAUAUAUUCAACACAACUCAUGCAACAACUAUUUAGCCCGCCUCCGGCUAGGGUGAUUUCUUUGGUUGCUAACUCGAAUUAUGAGUUUGUUGCAUAUAAUGCUGCAAGAGCUGCACUGGGAGAUGCAUGUAGCUCCAGUGGUACCAACAGGAGUGAGUGCUUUUCACCUCCGAACGAUUCAAACCUGUUGUCUGAGAGGACGGAAACUGAAAAAAUUAGUGACCAUUACAUCUCCAAAGCAGCUGAAGAUUUCAUUAGUAGAACUCGGAAAUUAGAGACUGAGUUUGCAGGGCUAGAAAAUGGAACUACAAUUCCAGACUUGAGAGUUGAAGUCCAGGAUCUAGAGAAGUUUGCAGUGAUCAAUCGUUUUGCGAAGUUCCACCCACCAGCCUCAUCUAUGGACCGGACCGUGAAUUCACUUAGGUUAAACCCUCAAAGAUAUGUUACCAUAGCUCCUAUGCCUCAGAAUAUUCCAGACAGGGUACAGUGUCUCUCGCUCUAACGACUGAUGAAUCCAUAUAGUUCACUUUUUGGCCAAUCUUCCCUAUUCAUUGCUUUCAUAUAUCUCUCGUCCCAAAAUCUUUCUAUCUUUUUUGGGGUGGGUACGAGUUAGUUGGUCGGAAUCCUGAGAACAGUUAAGGCCUCCAUUGUUUAAAAAAACCGGAGAUUUUCUACGAAAUGUGUAGCGUUACUGUAUGCAUAAUCACAAAUAUUGUAAGUUAAAUCCAUUUGUAUACAGACUUAAGUAAAUAAAUA
Messenger RNA from Camelina sativa (false flax), 5433 nucleotides. NCBI's taxonomy places the organism in Eukaryota, Viridiplantae, Streptophyta, Magnoliopsida, Brassicales, Brassicaceae. The record is from RefSeq and is a predicted model, not a curated record.